Molecule: messenger RNA, 290 nt
Organism: Strongylus vulgaris
Lineage: Eukaryota; Metazoa; Nematoda; Chromadorea; Rhabditida; Strongylidae
Source: the annotation of a GenBank genome assembly
AUGUCAGCUUGGCGUGGUGCUCCAUGGCGCAGUACAUAUCCGCCAAUGAACAAUGGCAUCGUGUCCAGGAACAGCAACAACUCAUCUCCAACAAAAAAUCAUAAAAUUGUCGCCAAUCAUGUGAUGGAUGGACAUAUGAGCAGAGCAACAGAAGAACUGGUUUCAUGGCUGCGGACACUCGAUGUCGAUGACCACUCAAUACGUCUUAUUGUGGCAGAACAGUACACGAAACAAGACCUAUUCGAAUUUGUCACCAGGAAAGAGCUCCUAAAUCUGGGCGUGGCGUGAGU